UGAUUAGUUUCGACAAAUACUGUUAUCAGGGCGAUUUUGUUCACUAAAAUGCGAUAAAAGCUGAAAGGACGUACGUGCUUCAUAAAUUACAGUAUUUGGAUCACAGCGGAACAGUUUUGGGGACCAGAGAGAGAGCACCCAAAAACCACCUUCUAACGCCAAACAUGUUUGAUUUUACGUAUGAGCGGAAAAUCGAGUCAUAUAUCCCAGUAGCCUAAAGAGAGUAAGACGAUAAUGUUGAAUGCAUUUCGAGGCGUUACAUAAAGAGUUAAAGAAGCGCGACUGCGUGCCCUCCUUUUUUCUUGCCCUGCUCGUGCAACCGGCUCAACACUCAGCAGUAGCAGGGCGGUCACGGACGACGGCUCGACGUGGAAGACGAGAAUGGGAGAACAACACGUUUUAUAACAAUUGCUGGCCUCAUGGACUCACGUUGUCACGUUUAAUGAGGCAAAAAAAAAAAAAAAAACCCGACGACACGACUCGUGACUUAAAAAAAACCCGUUCCCAAAACUAGACGAAAUGGACGGAGGGUUGAGCAUUACAUUAAUAUCGGUAGUAAUGUUUGUCGGUUCUUUCCUACUCGGAUUCAUCCCUUUGUUGUUUCGACUUUCGGAGAGAAGCCUGCACUUGGUCUCCAUCCUGGGUGCAGGUUUCUUGUGCGGAACAGCCCUUGCCAUCACCGUCCCUGAAGGAGUGGGCUUAAUGCAAGAGUCGUGGACACACCAAAAUGCUUCUUUAUCUGCUGGCAACGAUUCUUCCAGAGAAAGUGCUUCCUCGCCUCAGCCUUGGAUUGGUGUGGCUUUGACGUCUGGCUUCACCUUCAUGUUUGUUGUGGAUCAGCUGGCAAGUUACUUCUCGGUUUGCGGAAAAACGAAUCCCAACAGUGAUGCCAUCACAGCCACGCUGGGGCUGGUUAUUCACGCCGCAGGUAGAGUAAUAUUAAUAUUAACUCCACUUCUAUAUGCCCAAGAUUCGGAGAUCCGGCUUCUGGAAGAGGCAAACAGGCUCCGCGCCGAGCUGAGGCGGCUGCAAGCCGACUCGGAGAGAAGCGAAGAGCCCGGUUCCUCCGAGGAGCCCGCGAGUGAGGCGGGCGAGCUGAGGCAGCAGCUCCUGCGGGCGUUCGGCGAGCUGAGAGCGGCCGAGGACAGAGAUUACAUGACACAGCACCGGCUCAAAUGGCUCCGGGAAGAGAAGCGGUGUCUGCUGAAGGAGAACGACAUCACGGCGAAACUUGAUUGGUCAAAUCUUGAUGACUGUAUAACGGGACUGAGAUGCUUUUGUGUAUAUCCUUAUUUUUGUAAUUGGUCUUUUCUUGUAGCUUCUUUAUCUGCUGGCAACGAUUCUUCCAGAGAAAGUGCUUCCUCGCCUCAGCCUUGGAUUGGUGUGGCUUUGACGUCUGGCUUCACCUUCAUGUUUGUUGUGGAUCAGCUGGCAAGUUACUUCUCGGUUUGCGGAAAAACGAAUCCCAACAGUGAUGCCAUCACAGCCACGCUGGGGCUGGUUAUUCACGCCGCAGCUGACGGCUUCGCUCUGGGUGCAGUGGUAGCCACAGGCCAGGUGACAGUGCAAGUCAUCGUGUUUUUAGCCGUGAUUCUACACAAGGCUCCGGCAGCUUUCGGUUUAGUUGCCUUUCUGAUACAUGCGGGACUGGAAAAGAGGUCCAUCCAGGGACAUUUGUUGGCCUUUUCAGCUGCAGCACCACUCGUUGCCAUCCCGACAUACUUCAUACUGCACAUGACUUCCUCGUCACCUCAGAACCAACUCGGCGCAACGGGUGUCGGUAUGCUUUUCUCGGGUGGGACUUUCCUUUUUGUGGCCACGGUGCACGUUCUUCCUGACAUCAUCAGCAGUAGCAGUGGCAGUCGUGCAGGCCAACAGUCUGGUCACCCCAAGCACCAGAGCCACUUAGGCCUUAAGGAGAGCGUCGCUCUUGUUUUCGGAAUUGCGCUUCCUGUGCUGCUGGCUCUGGGACUUCAUGAUGACUGACAAGGACUUGGAAGUCGAACCUGAACAUUUGUAGAACUAUAGACAUUGCUGUUCACUCAGAAUGUGAAUGCAGAGUGAAGCUGUCGCCAAGCUGAUGUGGCAAGCAGAGAAAUGAAAUGGGAACAUCGGUUAAUGGACCACAAGAUUUCACAUCAUUUGUGAGAGUAAAAGGAUGACAAUCUGGAUGCAGGUCACGGUCAAGAUUUUGCCUUGGAGACAAACGUGUCAGUGCCCCACCAGAUGACACUAAUAAAUGACGGACGAUUUGUUGUCUGUGUGGAUUCGUUCCUACAGUACACUGAAGAAAAAUCCCAAAUUUAAAAUAAGGCGCAUCAGACAGUACUGCAGCGAGAACUAAAGUCAGCUAUUAAUGUCGCCCUGCCAACUCUUUUCAUAUAAAACACCACUGUGAGUGCUUUGAGGCACUGCUCUGAUGCCAUUGCUUUUCUCUCCAUAACCUCACCAUUUUUUUAAAAACUGUGCCAUCAAAACACAUCCCGAACAAGCUACAUACACAGACUUUUCAUUGAGUCUGAAGCACGAAAAACAUGUCGACAAAUAUUUUUGACACAGUUGUUCUCAUAAAUUGACCUCCGCCUCGGGUAUGUAAACGUAUGAGCUCAUAAAAGUACAUACUCUUGCGGUAUGUGCACAGCUUUAUUAGCAUUAUUCGUGUGAAUGCGCCUGUAACAUAACUGGCUGAAUGGCACAAUGAUGGAACACGGGUUUUUGUAGGUCAAGUACAUUGAGAGGCAAUUUACCCUUGUUCAUCUGUUCCCAGGGAAACUCGCCCUUGGGUUGAGUGAUUGUUGUGGAUUAAAGCAGCUUGAAUUUU
Molecule: messenger RNA, 2821 nt
Organism: Hippocampus comes (tiger tail seahorse)
Lineage: Eukaryota; Metazoa; Chordata; Actinopteri; Syngnathiformes; Syngnathidae
Product: zinc transporter ZIP9-like
Exons: 11
Coding region: 520-1986 (488 amino acids)
Biological process (GO): transmembrane transport; zinc ion transport
Cellular component (GO): membrane
Molecular function (GO): metal ion transmembrane transporter activity
Source: RefSeq, a predicted model, not a curated record